Messenger RNA from Solea solea (common sole), 3302 nucleotides. RefSeq names its product semaphorin-3F-like. The coding region runs from base 520 to 2751 and encodes 743 amino acids. Gene Ontology annotation, biological process: negative regulation of axon extension involved in axon guidance; neural crest cell migration; negative chemotaxis. The record is from RefSeq and is a predicted model, not a curated record. Lineage: Eukaryota; Metazoa; Chordata; Actinopteri; Pleuronectiformes; Soleidae. Gene Ontology annotation, molecular function: chemorepellent activity; semaphorin receptor binding. The transcript has 18 exons.
GGCAGAACAGAAGGGAGAGGACAGCAGGACACACACACACACACACACACACUCUCCCACACACACCUGCACCUGCUCACUUGAUUCACACUCAAAAACACGGACUGUAAAGGAUCAAUGCUCCAGCAUCUUGUUCACAUCAUGGUGACGUCUGCUGCCAUCCAGCUUUAAACUUUUGGAUUGAGCGGAUCAAAGAUCAGCUGUGACUUCUUCCUGUCUUUUAUUGUUACAUGGAGGGAAGGCAGUCGACUGAUUAGACAGUGGAGUCUCUCCUUUUCUCUCUCUCUCUCUCUCCCUCUCUCUCCCGUCAAGAGGAACUUGCAAACAUAUCGGAUUAUUUAAAGCCUGCGCUGCGCUCCUGAGACAGAUUUCUCUCUUUUUAUUCCUCUAAUCCAGCUCCGAGGCGCAAAACGCGCGGAAUGCGGCGGUAACAACGCGCAACUUUUGGAUCUAAAAGACGCAACGCCUGCCACCGAGGCACCGAGGAAUCAAAGAUUUAGAUCUCUGUUGGCUACCUGCAUGACUGUUACCAUGACAGCAUCUGGAGCCCAGCUCCUCCUGUUAGCCUUAUGUGUUUACAGAGGCUCAGGCCUGCAGCAGUCUGCGCCGCGGGUUCGCCUCUCCUUCAAAGAACUGAUGGACACGCGAGCGGCACGACCCUUCAGUUUCUCCUUCAACACCAGCGACUACCGCAUCCUCCUGAUGGAUCAGGACCAGGGCCGCCUUUACCUGGGCAGCCGCGAGUACCUGGUAGCCCUGGACAUGCAGAACGUCAACAAGGAGCCACUUAUAAUCCACUGGCCAGCGUCUGCUAAGAGAAAGGGAGAAUGUCAGAUGACGGGAAAGGGGAGACAGGGUGAAUGUGCCAACUUUGUGAGACUGAUAGAACCGUGGAACCGCACCCACCUCUACACCUGUGGAACCGGGGCGUACCAGCCUAUCUGCACUUUCAUCAACAGAGGCUGGAGGGCAGAGGACUACCUGUUUAGGCUGGUCCCUGGGUACGUGGAUUCAGGGAAGGGAAAAUGUUCCUAUGAUCCAACACAGGAGAACAUUGCAGUUCUAAUCGAUGGUAACUUGUACGCAGGCGUUCACAUCGACUUCAUGAGCACAGACGCGGCUCUGUUUAGGACCAUGGGAGGGAGAACGGUGAUCAGGACAGAGCAGUAUGACUCCAGGUGGCUCAACGAGCCCGUGUUUGUUCAGAUCCAGCAGAUCCCUGACAGUGCAGAAAAGAACGACGACAAACUCUACUUCUUCUUCCGUGAGAAGAGCCUAGACUCCAGCGGUGGGGCGAGUCCCACCGUGUUAGCCAGGGUUGGGAGAGUGUGUCUGAAUGAUGAAGGAGGGCAGAAGUCCCUGGUGAACCGCUGGACGACAUUCCUGAAGGCCCGUCUUAUCUGCUCCGUGAUAGGCGAGGAUGGCGUGGAGACGCGAUUUGAUGAACUACGGGAUGUGUUUAUUCAACGCACACAGGAUGAACGGAACCCGAUGGUGUAUGCACUCUUCACCACAGCGGGUUCUGUGUUCAAGGGCUCAGCUGUCUGCGUGUACUCAAUGGCCGACAUCCGCAACGUCUUCAACGGACCAUUCGCCCACAAACAUGGCCAUAAUUACCAAUGGACAGAGUACACUGGCAAGAUUCCAUACCCGCGGCCUGGAACGUGUCCGGGAGGAACCUUCACACCAGGCAUCCGCUCCUCCAAGAACUUCUCAGAUGAAGCCGUGGACUUCAUCCGGUCCCAUCCCCUCAUGUUCCAUCCAGUUUAUCCUAUCCAUCGCCGCCCCCUGGUGGUGAGAACGGGUGUGGACUACCGCUUCACUGCCAUGGUGGUGGAUCAGGUGGAUGCUGUCGAUGGACGCUACGAGGUGCUCUUCCUCGGCACAGACAGAGGCACUGUGCAGAAAGUCAUUGUUUUGCCAAAGGAUCCAAUCAGCAUGGAGGAACUCACACUAGAGGAAGUGGAGGUUUUUCGGACCAGGGCUCCUGUGAAAACAAUGAAGAUAUCUUCAAAAAGACAACAGCUGUACGUGUCAUCAGACGCGGGGCUGACGCAGGUGUCGCUGCACCGCUGUGGCGUGUACGGCCGGGCGUGCUCUGACUGCUGUCUCGCCCGGGACCCGUACUGUGCCUGGGACGGCGAGAGCUGCUCUGCCUUCACCCCGUCCACCAAAAGGAGGAGCAGACGACAGGAUGUGAAACACGGUGACCCGCUGAGGCAGUGCAGGGGCUUCAAUGCCAAAGUGGAGAAACGUCUCAGGGAAACCGUUCAGUUUGGAGUGGAGGGCAGCAGCACUUUCCUGGAGUGUCAGCCUCGCUCUCCACAGGCCACGGUCAAGUGGCUUUUCCAGAGGGAAGGAAAGAGAAAAGUGCUCAACCGUAUGGGAGGUGUUAUGAAGACCAAUCACGGCAUCCUUCUGAAAUCGCUGAACCAGUCAGACGCGGGCCUCUACCACUGCCUCGCCACGGAAAACAACUUUAAACACACGGUUGCCCGCGUGGCGCUGCGCAUCCUGGAUCGAGACAUUGUUUUAGCCCUCACUGCUCAAGAUGAGGACGAGGAGCCAAAAACCCGCCAGACGGGACACAGCCCACAGUCGUCCUUUGUCUCCACACCUUUCCCACCCGAGAUCAGACUGAUUAACCAGUACUGCCAGUCCUACUGGGAACAGCUUAGUCCCAAACAGCAGCAGCAGCGCAAGCGCACCAGCCGCAGGCACACAGAGAGCCAGGACCAAGGCCUUGGUUAGAGGAUGGGGACUGUGUGCCGUCCAACACUGGCCUGUCUGGACGUUAUGGUGGACUUUUAUGUUUGACAUGCAUGUUUGGUCGUUACCUCCAUCUAUCCGGGCAGGUGAUGCUCUCAUGCUGUCGUUAAAGAACCGUAUUUAUGGUUUUGCUUGUCAGUCUAAAUUAUGAUUGUGUAUAUUUGACAUUACAUUUGAAUUUAUUUUCAAAGAAUACCAUAUAAAUAUCUAGAUUCAGGUUACUCGUGGUAGGAAUUUGAUUCGACCUUUCGUGGCUCAGGCUCUAUUAUUGGUCCUCUAGGUCACUCCCAUGACGGUUUCUGCUGCCGAUGGUUAAAUGUCAGAUGUUGGAUGGUUUGUAAAAGCCCAACCAAGUACAGGUUUUCAAAAACACGACAGCUUUUUUCCCGGUUUACAAGUGUUACUAUAACAAAAGCUAAACAACAGCCCCCAGUGUUGAUCUUUUGCAUUCUUCUGUCAGUUUCGUCAUUGCUUUUGGAAAAUGUUUGACUGUGAUGUGAAGUAAACACAGCAAGUGGCCGACUGGGCUACAA